UUCCCAUGGGAAGCCCGAGCAACGACAGACCUCUUCCUGGCCUGCACGAGCUGCCACGGCCAGCCAUGGACAUAGGCAAGGCCCAUGCCGACCCUGCCAACCCCCAUGGCGUGGCUGUUGCCGCCGAGGCGGACCUGCAGGACGACAGCGAGUCCGAGUCAGUUUCAGAGUCUAUCGAGAUCGCCGACCUCAAGAAGCGCAUGUGGAAGGACCAGUUGCUUCUCAUGAAGCUCGAGGGCAGCUCGGGUCAUGACCGGAGAGCAACAGCUCAGAGGCCAGGCACGGACCUGGCCCAAGCAGAGAAGGAGGCAGAGAUGCCCGAGUCAAGGUACCGCCGAAAGGCGAUGCUCCGGGCGCAGGACGGCGUCCUCCGGCACAUGCUCAGGAUGAUGGAGGCGUGCAACGCGCGGGGGUUCGUGUACGGCAUCGUGGACGAGACCGGCAUGCCCGUGUCCGGCUCCUCCGACAGCCUCCGCGGCUGGUGGAAGGAGGACGUUGGGUUCGAGCGGACAGGGCCAACGGCCCUGGUCGGCCCGACGACGGCUGUCGAGAGCCCGGGGUCGUCGUUCCUCCACGGGCUCCUUGACAUCCAGGACAGCACGCUGGGGUCUCUGCUCUCGGCGCUGAUCCAGCACUGCGAGCCCCCGCAGAGGAGCUUCCCGCUGGACAGGGGACUGCCGCCGCCGUGGUGGCCGACGGGACAUGAGGUCUGGUGGGGCCUGCAGGGCGAGACCCAGGCCCAUCAGGGCCCGCCGCCGUACCGGAAGCCUCACGACCUGAAGAAGGCGUGGAAGAUCUCCCUGCUGAGCGCGGUGAUCAAGCACCUGAGCCCGCGCUUCGACCAGAUGCGCAAGCUCGUGUGGCAAUCCAAGCGGCUGCAACAUAGGAUGAGCGCCAGGGACGCCGAGACAUGGUCCAGGGUCAUUACCCAGGAGGAGACGCUGGACCGCCAGGUGCAGCGCGCCCUGCGAAUCACUCCGCUCGAAGAGGAGCCAGGCGACGACGACGACAAGGUGCCGCUGCAGGAAGCGGAACGCGGCCUGCACAUCGACAAGCGCAAGCGAGAGGUCGACCACGAGAGCGCGGGAGGAAGUGUCGACAGUGGCAGUGGCCGGGAGCUAGGUGCGCUGCCGGGCAUUGAGGGCGUCGCGGAGGCGGACCGCAACUCCAUCGACGAGCUCAUGAAGAUGUACUACAGCUGCCUGCAGGGAACAGACUGUGGUGAGCAGGAGAUCAAGGACGUGGCGGCUGGAGGUCGGGAGCAGAGCAAUACCUCUUCUGCUGAGACCGGCGUACUGGACGCGGCGAUGGUGCACGAUGACAUGUUCGAUGAUUUCUUGAGUGUUGCCGACGUGGUGGACAUGAGUGACUUCCCGGGCAGUCCGAUUUGGCACUGGGGGAGUUCGGAUUUGGAUUAGUGGAUUAAAGUCACUCUUACGCGUCAAAACGAUAUGGGUUAUGCAGUGGAUAUGUAAGCAUGGGGUUCCAAGAAAAAGUUCCUCAAAAAAAUAAGCGUUGGGUU
Molecule: messenger RNA, 1522 nt
Organism: Hordeum vulgare subsp. vulgare (domesticated barley)
Lineage: Eukaryota; Viridiplantae; Streptophyta; Magnoliopsida; Poales; Poaceae
Product: ETHYLENE INSENSITIVE 3-like 5 protein
Exons: 1
Coding region: 6-1418 (470 amino acids)
Cellular component (GO): nucleus
Molecular function (GO): DNA binding; DNA-binding transcription factor activity
Source: RefSeq, a predicted model, not a curated record